AUGAGUAGUAAAUACAAUAUUUUAAUUUAUAAGAAAAAAAAAAAGCACCUUAGAUUGGAUGUAUUGCUGUUUUUUUUUUAUCUUAUAUUUUUGAAUUUAAUAUUACAGAAUAAAAAAUUUGAAGCACAACAAAAAGAUUAUGAAUAUAUUGAAAAUUUGAAAAUAAAAAAUGUGGAGGAAGAAGGAUUUGUACAUGUAAAAAAAUUUGAUUCAUCUUCUUCUUCAUACAAUUUUCAGGAUAUAGGAAAUGAGGAUGUGUUAGAAGAAGAUAAUAAUAAUAUUAAAAGUAUUAAAAGUAUUAAUAAUAUUAAAAGUAUUAAUAAUAUUAAAAGUAUUAAAAGUAUUAAUAAUAUUAAAAGUAUUAAUAAUGGUGAACCCAGAAAUGAUAAUAUAAAUGUUGUAAAUAAUAAGAAUAAAUAUAAUAAAUCUUUAAAAGAGAAUGAAGAGAUUGUUGGUGGUAGUGAAACAAAUGAAAAUAAGAAGAAAACGUUUGAGAGUGAAGAUUUAAAAAAUGAGAAAUCAUUUAAACCUAUUAUAAUAGGGAAAUAUAAUUUAAUAUACAUAUUUUAUAGUAUAGAAUUUAUAUGUUUAUUGUUGUUUAUAUGUUUACAUGUUUUACUUUUUCUUUUAUCACAAUGGAAUAUAAAAAUCAAUUUGCUUAUAUCAUAUAAAUCUUUACAUAAUAAGGAUAAAAAAAAGUAUUUAUAUAAUUUAAAAAAUUUAUGUACACAUGUUUAUAUCGAACCUUGUAUUAUUAAAAGUGAAGAAGGUAAUAGUGGUAGUAUAUAUGAUAGAAAUAGAUAUAAUAUGGAUUCUAACUUUUAUAAACCUAAGGCACAAUUAAUAGAAUUAAAAAAGGUUGAUAAUGAUAUAUAUUUUUUUUAUAAACAAAAGAAAUAUAUUUUUAAUUAUAACACAUUUGUAUUUGAAUCACUUAAACAUUUUGAUAAUUUCAAUGUUGGUUUUUAUUUAAACUGGAAGGGAUUAAUAGAUUAUAAUAAAGGGUCAGUUGUAAAUAAAAUGGAUAUAUAUAAUAAUAAAAUGAUGAAAAAUAUAAAAGAAAGUAUAGCAUGUAAUAAUAUAGAAAGUAUAAUAAAAAAAUUAGAUACUUUAUAUACAUCGCAUAGUGACACUAGCAAGAAAGUAUAUAUGAAUGAGAAGGUAGAUGAAAUGAAUGAUAAUAACAAUAAUAAUAAUAAUAAUAAUAAUAAUAAUAAUAAUUUAGUUCAUAAAGAGAAGAAUGUAAAUAAUAUAUAUGAUAUGAAAAAUAUAGAUGAUACCAAUAAGAAUAAUAUGAAUAUAAAAUAUAGAGGUAAAACAAAUAAAGGAAAUAAUAACCAUAUAGAUAUAUCAAAAAGUUAUAAUAUGAAUAAUAUGUGUGAAAUGGAUGAUGGUGAUAAUAAAAAAAAAAUAUAUAAUAUACAAAAUAAUAUACAUAAUAAUAUUAAAAAGAAUGAUAAUUUGAAUGAUUCAAAUUCUUUCUAUUAUAAAAAGAGCUCUUUCGAAAUUCCUUAUGAUAUAUUUGUUCAUAAUAAUAUUGAAAAAUAUGGUGAAAAUAUAUAUGAUAUUCCUUGUCCUUGUUUCAAAGAAUUAUUAUAUGAAUCUAUGUUAUCUCCUUUUUUUAUAUUUCAAUUUUUUAGCAUAGUAUUAUGGAUGCUUGAUAGUUAUUGGUAUUUUGGCAUUUUCUCUAUAUUUAUAUUAAUAAUUUUAGAAUCUCAGUUAAUUAAUAAAAGAAUAAGAGAAUUUAAUAUGAUAAAUGGAAUGAAGGUGGAUCCUCAGGAUGUGUAUGUAUAUCGUAAUUUAAGAUGGAAUAUUAUGAAAUCCAAUAUGUUAUUGCCAGGAGAUAUAUAUAUAUUGACAAAUGAUAUGAGUAUGACUGAUAAUAAUAUAUGUACUUGUGAAACGUUAUUGAUUGAUGGAACAUGUAUUACAGAUGAAUCUAUAUUAACUGGGGAAUCUGUUCCUUUAAUAAAGGCAUGUAUAGAUAAAAGCAUAAUGAUAAGUGAUAAUAAAAUGAUUAAGAGUGAAAAAAAUGAAAAAAAUGAAAAAAAUGAAAAAAUUGAAAAAAAUGAAAAAAAUGAAAAAAAUGAAAAAAAUGAAAAAAAUGAAAAAAUUGAAAAAAAUGAAAAAAAUGAAAAAAAUGAAAAAAAUGAAAAAAAUGAAAAAAUUGAAAAAAAUGAAAAAAAUGAAAAAAAUGAAAAAAAUGAAAAAAUUGAAAAAAAUGAAAAAAAUGACGAUACAAAUCAUAUGAAUCAUAUGAAUCAUAUGAAUCAUAUGAAUCAUAUGAAUCAUAUUAAUAGUUAUAAUAGUACAUGUAAUUUACAAAGUGAUGGAGAAAACCUACAUCAUACAUAUUAUCAAAAUAAAGAAAAUGAAUUUAUUAAAAAUGAUGAAUAUCAUUUUGAUCAUUGCAAUGUUUCUAAUUCGUUAUUUUGUAAUAGACUUGAUAUAAAAAAUAAGCACAAAAAACAUAUUGUAUAUGCAGGAACAAAUAUAUUAAUGACAAAAAAUGAAAAUAAUAAAUUUAAUGGUAAGAAAUUACCAGUGAAUGGUUGUAUAGGUAUUGUAUUAAGAAGCGGAUUUUCAACAUAUCAAGGUAAAUUAGUACGUACUAUAAUAAAUACAUCUGAGAAAGUAAAUUCAUCAAGUUUUGAUUCUAUAAUAUUUCUUAUAAUAUUAUUAUUAUUUUCUAUAUGUUCAAGUGCAUAUGUUGUAUAUAGUGUAUUAAAAUCGAAUGAAGAAAGAAACUUAUAUAAAUUAUUAUUAUCAGUAUCACAUAUUAUAACAGCUGUUAUUCCACCAGAAUUCCCUAUUACUCUUUCAUUAGCAGUUACUAUAUCUAUUGUCUAUUUAUAUAAUAUGAAAAUAUAUUGUACUGAGCCUUUUAGACUUCCUUUUUCUGGUAAGACUAAUAUAUGUGCCUUUGAUAAAACAGGAACUUUAACAGAAGAUAAUAUGAUAGUUUUAGGUUUAUUUGGAUUAGAUAAUAAUUAUAAAAAAAUAAAUGAAAUUAAAGAAUCCAUUAUAAAUAAACAGAAAAUUCCUUUUUUCUCUUUAUCUGUAAUAGCUGGUUGUCAUUCUAUAUGUUCAAUAAAUAAUAAAUUAUUAGGUGAUCCUUUAGAAAAAAAUUCUUUUAUGAAAUUAAAAUGUGUUAUGAAAAGUUUGAACCAUACAUAUGUGAAUACAAAUAAUAAGAAUGAUGAUACUACCAUUGAUGAGAAUAAAAAUAAUGAUAUGUUCAAUUUAAAAAAUGAAAAAAACAAAGACCAAAAAAAAAUAAAAAUAAAAAAUGAAUCUGUAGAAAAUUUCCAAAUUGUUAAGAGAUUCUUUUUUUCUUCAGAAUUACAAAGAAUGACAUGUAUUCUUUUGCAUGAAGGAUUUCAAAAUGAUUGGUAUGGUGAUGAAUAUGAAACGGAUACUUGUCAUUCGGAUGACACAAAUGAAAAUAUAAAAAGGGAUGUAUUACAUAAUAAUAUGAAUGAUAUAUCAAAGUCCAGAUGUUAUAAGGAUUAUGAUGAGAUAUUAAAAAAGUUGAAAAGAAAAAAUAAUAAUGAGAAUGAAACACAAAGUGAAGAUGAUAUGGAUCAGAAUGAUUAUUCUAAUUAUAACACUACAGAGAAGCAAAAGAAGAAGAAAAAUAAAAUAAAAAAUAUUCUUUUUGUAAAAAAAAAGAAAGAAAAUAAGGAUAAAUGUGUAAAACAAUAUUUAGUUGUAAGUAAAGGUUCUCCUGAAUUAAUGAAAAGAUUUUUAAAAAAAAUACCAGAGCAUUAUGAUGAAGUAUUAAAUAGUUUAUCAAUAAAAGGAUAUCGUGUUUUAUGUUUGGCUGUAAAUAUAUUAGAUGAUAAUAUGUUUAAUGAAAAUAUUAGAAGAGAAGAUGUUGAAAAGGAUUUAUAUUUUUGUGGUUUCUUGACAUUUAUAUGUCCUAUAAAAGUUAGUACACCUAAUUAUAUAUUAAAUAUAAAAAAUGCAGGAAUAAAAAAUAUAAUGAUAACAGGAGAUAAUGCUUUGACAGCUUGUCAGGUAUCUCAAGAUGUUAAUAUUAUUCCUGAUGUAGCAAAUAAGCACAUUUUAAUUCUAAAGUUGAAGGAGAUAUCAUAUGACAUGUUAAAUGAGAAAGUAAUAAACACAUUAAGUGUGAUUAAUAAGAUGAUGACAAAUAAUGAUGAUACAUGUGAUGAUAUGAGUACAAAUAAUACGAAUAAUACUGUAAAAGAUUUUUCAGAUGAUAAUAAAAUCUUUAAUAAGGAUGACAUAAAAGAUUCUAUUGAAUUUUUGACAUGUAUAAAAAAUAAGGAGACAAAUAUUUUUUUAAAAAAUCAUGUAGAGAAUCUAAUAAAAAUAAUAGAAAUGAAUUGCGAUAAAUGUAGUAAUAUAUUAUAUUUUAUGAAUAGAGAAAAUAAGAAAAUAUUACCAUUUAUUGAUAAUAUAGAUUACAUAAAAGGUUGUGGUGCUUUAUUUUCGUUGUGCAUAACAGGAGAUAUAAUUGAUUAUUUUUUACAAGUUUAUAAGAAUAAUUUGAAUAUAUUUAAUGAGUUAAUAAGAGGUGUGUAUAUAUUUUGUAGGAUGUCUCCAAAAAAUAAAGAGAUAAUAAUAAAAACGUUAAAUAAAAUUGGAUAUAUAACAAUAAUGUGUGGUGAUGGAACUAAUGACAUGGCUGCUUUGAAGGCAGCACAUGUAGGUGUAUCAUUAUUGAGUAUAAAGGUGAGUUAUAAGAAUAAAGAUGGAAAGAAUAAAAAAAUGUUAUAUGAUGAGAGAAAGAAUUCUUUAAAUAAUAAUAAUAUGAUGAUGAUGAAUAUGUAUGGUGAUGGACGUUCAAGAAGUUUAUAUGAUAAUUUAAGAGCUUCUUAUGCUGAAGCAAGAAACAUAAUAAAUAAUAAUAAUAAUAAUAGUGGUACUAAUUGUGGGAUGGGUUUAAAAUUUAGACGUUCAUAUGAACAAAUGAAAUUAUAUAAUGAGAAAAAGAAAGAAUUAGAACAGAUGUUACAAUCACUUGAUGAUUCUUUACCAUUAAUAAAAUUAGGAGAAGCAAGUAUAGCAUCACCAUUUACAUAUAAAGGAAAUGAUAUAAAAUGUAUAAAGGAGAUAAUAUCAUGUGGUCGCUGUGCUUUAUCUAAAGUAAUAAUGAUGUAUAAGUUGAUGAUAAUAAAUUCUUUAAUUACAGCAUUUUCAGUAUCUAUAUUAACAUUAGAUGGUGUAAAAUUAAGUGAUGCUCAAACAACUGUUAUAUCAUUAUUAUAUACAUCUUUAAUUGUUUUAAUAUCUAAAACAUCACCUUUAAAAAGUAUUACAAAUUACAAACCUCCUAAUUCAUUAUUUAAUUUUAGUGUUAUCAUAUCAUUAUUAUUACAGAUAAUUAUUCAUUUCUCUAUAUUAAUAUAUGGUUGGAAAUUAGCAUGUACAUAUAGAGAAAUUAAUUAUAUACCAGAUAUUAAAGGAGAGUUUAAACCAAAUAUUGUAAAUACAUGUAUAUAUUAUUUAAUUUAUUGUAUUAAUCUAUCUAUUUUUUCAUGUAAUUAUGAAGGAUUACCAUUUAUGAUACCAAUACAUAAAAAUAAAGAAAUUGUCUAUAUUUUUGUAGUCAAUUUCUUUUUUCUUCUUCUUUUAAUUAUGGAUUUAUUUCCAUACUUAAAUUAUUUCUUCUCUCUAGUGUCAUUUCCUAAUAUACAUUUUAAAUGUUUCUUUUUCUUCUUAAUGUUGCUAGAUAUUUUUUUGCCUUAUCUAGUAACAAAUCUGUUAAAAUCAUUCAGAUUUUAUAUAUUCAAUAAAUAUCAAAUUAGUAUUUAA
Molecule: messenger RNA, 5784 nt
Organism: Plasmodium adleri (nom. inval.)
Lineage: Eukaryota; Apicomplexa; Aconoidasida; Haemosporida; Plasmodiidae
Product: cation transporting ATPase, putative
Exons: 1
Coding region: 1-5784 (1927 amino acids)
Biological process (GO): intracellular calcium ion homeostasis
Cellular component (GO): endoplasmic reticulum membrane
Molecular function (GO): nucleotide binding; P-type ion transporter activity
Source: RefSeq, a predicted model, not a curated record